Messenger RNA from Nematostella vectensis (starlet sea anemone), 1542 nucleotides. Its product is annotated as Nematocyst expressed protein 3. NCBI's taxonomy places the organism in Eukaryota, Metazoa, Cnidaria, Anthozoa, Actiniaria, Edwardsiidae. The record is from RefSeq and is a predicted model, not a curated record. The coding region runs from base 140 to 1210 and encodes 356 amino acids. The transcript is spliced from 6 exons.
CUACGGGCGAAUUCACAGACCAUGACUACAUUACAUCUGAUCUGAUGAUAAGUGUGUGAAGUCAUAGAAUCUCUUAGAAAAGCCCGCGAUCAAGUUAGAAGACGUGGUUUUCACAAGUUGUUUUCACGAAGGGGUUACCAUGAAGCUGACCUACAUUCUUCUCUUGAUUGCCGUUGUUGGCGUGGCUAUCGAAGCCAAAUCUGUCAAGAAAUCCAAGGCUCAUCACAAGAAAAAGCGACAUGAGACAUUAGCUGAUAAUUAUAAACUGAACAGAAUUAAGGACUCGGACUGUAAGGACGUCGCUGAUGACUGCAAGGCUUUUGGCAAACUGGAGAAGGAUGAUGAGAACAGCUGCUUCAACAACCCCGACAAAGCGCGUAACGAGUGCCCCGUCAGCUGCAAGCUCUGCGUCAGCAAGCGCUCUAAGAAACAGAGUGACUAUAUGGGCGGAUACGAUCUUCAGCCCCAGCAGUGUAGCCAACAGUCAUGUUACGAAACCCCUCAAUGGUCCGUACAGAACUGUGCUGUCACUUGCCAGCUUUGCCAGCCAGGUGUCUCAAGCGGCCCAGUCGAUCAGGAUGUCCGUUGCCCUUUCUGGGGUCAGUAUGGAUACUGCAGCCAGCAACAGCAGCAGCAACAGACCGACGGUUACAUCUCGAACAACUGUCCUUUCAGCUGCAACACCUACGGUUCAGCUCAGCCCGCUCAGCAGCCCUACCCAUACCCUAUCGAAGCUCUGUCCCCCUACCAGCCAAAUGCCAUGCCAACCCCACCUCAAGGUGUGACCCCAGCCCCCCUCCCCCCUUACUUCCAGCAACAGGGCUAUGGAUACCCACAACAGCCUCAGCCAACUCAGCCCGUACAACCAGGCCAGACCCAGGCUCCUACCGCAGCCCAGAGCACCCUGGCACCAGUACAGACUACUCCUGCAUCAGGCACGACUACCACCGAGGCAGCCGAGGAAACCACCACUGAAGCAGCCGCUGAGGGUGCUGAGACCACUGCUGCACCAGCUGCUACCCAGGCCCCAGCUGCCGCCGGACAGGAGGGUCAGCAGCCCGCUGCUGGGGGACAGGAACCACAGGAAGCCCAAGAACAGGAGGGACAACAACCAGGAACCGAGCCUGCUCAGAGUGACAAGUCCAACAAAAAGAAGCACAAGAAAGACAAGGCUCAGAAGAAGAGCAAGUCUCACAAGAAGCAACACUAAGGAAUCACGCGAUAUUCCAUCUUUUUGGAUGACAUUGGGCUGAAGUGAGAUGGCUAGUGUUGUCGUUAAUGUGUUACGAGAUGUGUUUCCAGGUUGAAUAAGAAUGAACAGGAAAGACACCAUUGUCAUAAUAUCAGACACGUCGUAUAUUGAGGCAUGGAAAGGAUUUUGUUACCAUUGACUGUUAUCGCAGUGUCAUCUUUGGCAGUGUCGUCUUUGCUUUCAUUUACAUCAAUGGAAAUAUACAAUGAACAUAUUUACGUAGACUGUAAAAUUGUAAAUAUGCUAUGCAUUAGAGUCAACUACUGUGGUAUAAAAUUGUUAAAGCAAAA